AUGACCGCUACGCACCCACCGCAAAUCGUCGCUGGCUGCGAUACAUGCGCCAAGCUUUUCGCUAAACGGGUCGCUGAACUUGGCGCCAAGAUUGCCAUUCGCGAGAAAGAUUUCGGCAUUUGGAACCAGUACUCCUGGACUGAUUACGGCGAACAGGCGCGACUAGCAGGUUUAGGUCUUAAGGCUUUGGGCCUGGUCCGUGGAGACGUGGUGUCGGUUGCCUCCGAAGUGAACAAGGAGUGGCUAUUUGCUGACCUCGGAAUCAUCUGCGUCGGUGGGAUUACCAAUGGCGUGUAUCCCACCGAUGCGUCGAAUCAGGUUGAGUACCUGAUCAACGAUAGUGGCACCCGCUUCUAUCUGGCUGAAGACGAAGAACAGCUCGACAAAGUGCUAGCAGUUCGCGACAACACGCCCACGCUGGAAAAGAUCAUCAUCUUUGAUAUGGAGGGGUUGCGCCACCUGGACGACCCGAUGUGCAUCAGCUUCGAACAGCUGCAGCAGUUGGGUCGCGCUCAUGGUGAGCGCCAUCCAGCGGUCUGGGAUCAGGAGAUUUCAGGUUCGAAACCUGAAGAAUUGUUGACGCUGACCUAUACUUCGGGAACAACUGGGCGUCCAAAGGGCGCGAUGAUCAGUCAUCAGAAUAUGUUGUUCCAGAUUCAGGCGAUUCAGUGGAUUUACGGGAUUAACCCGGAUGAUGAGCAAAUCGGAUUUCUACCGCUGGCCCACAUAGCCGGCCGCAUGUUCUACACGUUUUCCACGCUAGAAGCCUGCUCGACCAUCAAUCUGGUCGAAAGCAUGGAGACGAUCAACCAGGACCAACAAGAAGUGGCGCCGACCAUUCACUUCGCGGUGCCGAGGGUCUGGGAGAAACAGUAUUCCGCCGUUGCCAUCAUGCUUAAAGAUGCUACUGCGUUGGGCAGGUUAGCCUACGAUGCUGCAUUGAAAGUGGGCACACGCGCUGCUAGCUUUUCGAAGAAGGGAGCCAGGCCGCCAUUGUUGUUGCGCGCGCUAAACUUUGUUGCCGACAAGGCGGUCUUCAGGAAUAUUCGUGUCAUGUUGGGUAUCGACCAGGCUCGCUGGUUAUCGACUGCCGCAGCACCCAUCGCGCCCGACCUGAUUGAAUGGUACUGGGCCAUCGGGCGGCCGAUGUAUGAGGUCUACGGACAAACUGAAUGUUCUGGCCUGGUCACUGCCAACCGCAAUGGCGACCAACGUAUUGGUAGCGUCGGAAAAGUCGCAAAGGGUGCGCAGAUCAAGUUGUCCGAGCAAGGUGAAAUUCUUAUUCGAAGUCCUGGCGUGAUUAGUGGCUACUGGAACAAAUCUGAAAUGACCGCCGAAACGAUCCAAGACGGUUGGUUACAUAGCGGUGAUGUUGGUGAAAUAGACGAUGACGGAUUCGUCUACAUUCGUGACCGAAUGAAGGACGUCAUUAUUACCGCUGGUGGGAAGAACAUUACCCCAAGUGAGAUCGAGAAUCAGCUAAAGUUCUCACUGUUCAUUUCCGACUCUGUAGUCAUUGGCGACGCUCGCCCAUAUUUGACUUGCCUUGUGAUGAUUGACCAUGAAAACUCAAGGGAUUUGAUUGGCGCCGAAGUGGAGAGGGUCAAUCAAAAGUUCGCCCGAGUUGAGACCAUCAAGAAGUUCCGUCUGAUUGAUCAGUUGCUUGAUGCCGAAGAUGAAGAGCUGACACCGACCAUGAACUUAAACGGAAAGUCGUUAACGAGAAGUACGCGAGUCUGA
Molecule: messenger RNA, 1740 nt
Organism: Nerophis lumbriciformis (worm pipefish)
Lineage: Eukaryota; Metazoa; Chordata; Actinopteri; Syngnathiformes; Syngnathidae
Source: RefSeq, a predicted model, not a curated record